This is a messenger RNA of Acromyrmex echinatior (Panamanian leafcutter ant), 677 nucleotides long. RefSeq lists its product as uncharacterized. The record is from RefSeq and is a predicted model, not a curated record. Lineage: Eukaryota; Metazoa; Arthropoda; Insecta; Hymenoptera; Formicidae.
UUUUAGGUAUCUCCUCUGUGCCAGGAUACACGUCCUCUAUGCGCCCGAUAGCCUAAUGGAGUGGCAAUGAGUCGUUCUCCCAUGACUAUGUCGCCAUGAUUAAAUGUAGCCCCUUGGAUUGCUGUCACUUAGUACGCUGCUGUAAUUGCUGCAGGUACUAACGAUUCCACCGUCUCCAGCAUCGAAAGAAUAUUUUUUGAACGCAAUCGGUUAAAAGAAAAAAUGAAGACCGUUAUUUUCUUGGCACUGCUGGCUACAGUUCAUGCAUCUUGGAAGAUGCAAUAUAUAAGAUUGGGAGCGAAUUCGCAAAUUCUCCAGCAAUUAGUGGAUAUAGAAAAUAUAGUCAUCCAAACUACAUUGAAUGGUCUAUUAUUUUUUGAAGAGCGAAUAUCGCAGGAUUCAAAAGUGCAACUUGAAAAAAUAAAAACAAACGCUUCAAAUUAUAUCAACAAUACUAUUAAUGAAGCAUUUGAAACUAUCAAUCGGUCCAUUCACAAUGGAAAAGAAGAGGGUAAAAACAUAGAUACGCAUUACUCUUAUGUGAAAAAUAAUCUAGAAUGGAGAAGGAGAAAUGCACUUGUUGAAAUGGCCAAGUGCAUCCAAAAAUGGACAUUCAUGGAAGAAGCCUUAACAGACGUAAUCACACAAAUUCAGGUAAUCAAUUUGUGAAAAUGAUA